This is a messenger RNA of Pseudonaja textilis, 1679 nucleotides long. It is a transcript of the gene DHODH, whose product is annotated as dihydroorotate dehydrogenase (quinone). NCBI's taxonomy places the organism in Eukaryota, Metazoa, Chordata, Lepidosauria, Squamata, Elapidae. The record is from RefSeq and is a predicted model, not a curated record. Gene Ontology annotation, cellular component: cytoplasm; mitochondrial inner membrane. Gene Ontology annotation, biological process: pyrimidine ribonucleotide biosynthetic process; 'de novo' pyrimidine nucleobase biosynthetic process. Gene Ontology annotation, molecular function: dihydroorotate dehydrogenase activity.
GCGCGUGGGAGAAAGCGGCGGCCCGCCGGAAACGCCCCUCGAGCGCCUGCCAUGGCCGCCGCGCGGCGGCGCCUGAAGGAGGCCGCCGUGGUCCUCGGGGGUGGCGGCCUGAUCUUUGCCGCGCACCUGGUGGCGAGCGGCGAUGAGCGCUUCUACCGCCAGUGGCUGAUGCCGGGCCUGCAGCGCGUGGUGGGGCCCGAGACCGCCCACCGGCUGGCGGUGCGCCUGCUCGCCUUGGGCUUCGUGCCCCGGCCCGGCCCGGCCGACUCGGAGAUCUUGGAGGUCCGGGCUUUCGGGCGGCGGUUUCGGAACCCGCUGGGGCUGGCCGCUGGGUUUGACAAGCACGGGGAGGCGGUGGACGGGCUCUUCAAGAUGGGCUUCGGCUUCGUGGAGGUGGGGAGCGUCACGCCGGAGCCCCAGGAAGGCAACGCCAAGCCGCGGGUCUUCCGGCUGCCCGAAGACCAAGCGAUCAUUAACAGGUACGGGUUCAACAGCCAGGGCCACGCCGUGGUGGAGCGCAGACUCCGAGCCCGGCGAAUCGCUCAGCACCGGCUCAGCAAAGCGGGAAUGCCCCUUGGCAUAAAUCUGGGCAAGAACAAGUGUUCUGUGGAUGCAGCUGCCGACUACGUUGCAGGAGUUCGCGUGUUGGGUCCACUAGCUGAUUAUGUGGUGGUGAAUGUUUCCAGCCCAAACACACCAGGAUUGCGGGCUCUGCAGAGCAGAGCAGACUUGCACCUCCUACUUACCAAGGUUCUUGCUGAGCGGGAUUCCCUCCCAGGUAAGCACAGACCGGCUGUGCUGGUGAAGAUUGCACCAGACUUGACAAGCCAAGAGAAACUGGACAUUGCCUGGAUUGUGAGUGAGCUGGGCAUUGAUGGAUUGGUGGUAACUAAUACUACUGUGAGCCGUCCUGAGAGCCUUCGUGGGGCUUCUUGCAAUGAAGUGGGGGGACUAAGUGGAGCUCCCUUACGACAGCUCUCCACCCAGAUGGUCAGCGACAUGUAUUCUCUCACCCAAGGGCGAAUACCAAUCAUUGGAGUGGGUGGAGUCUGCACUGGCCAGGAUGCCUUGGAGAAAAUACGGGCAGGGGCCUCCUUGGUCCAGAUGUAUACAGCCCUCACAUACCACGGACCUCCUGUGGUGGGUACCAUAAAGCAGGAGCUUGAGGCCCUGUUGAGAGAACAAGGAUUCCAGAGUGUUCAAGAUGCUGUGGGAGCGGAUCACAGCCUUUGAGGAUUCCUGGCCAAGGAUUAGUGUAACAAAAGGGACCCAGGAGCUCCCUGGACCAGCAGCAAAAGAGGACAUGUGUCACUGGACAUCCACUGGCCACUUCCUGCCCUUCAUUAGUGAUGUUGGGGGGAAUUUAGACCUUUUUUAAAAAAAGGCAUGUAAGUGGGAAAUAGAUGUUUGUUAUCAUACAUCCUCUCCUGGGGAAGCAUAAAAGCUAAAGAAGCUCUCCUGAUGUGAUGAGACCGACGCAAGCAGUACCCCAGCACAAGAAGGUAAAGUCGGCGAGGAAUAUAGUAUCAGUGUUCCCUUUGGUUGAAUCUCAGUCUCUUUCCCCCAUAAGGUUGGGAGGUCUGUACCAUAUUGAGUAGAGGAAACCAAUUUUGUUAUUCAGAAGUUGUUUUGGAGAAGGCACACAACAGUUUUUAAAAAUAAAAUAUUACUGAGAUUGU